Messenger RNA from Vombatus ursinus (common wombat), 2936 nucleotides. RefSeq names its product zinc finger DHHC-type containing 1 (gene ZDHHC1). Gene Ontology annotation, molecular function: protein-cysteine S-palmitoyltransferase activity. The transcript has 11 exons. NCBI's taxonomy places the organism in Eukaryota, Metazoa, Chordata, Mammalia, Diprotodontia, Vombatidae. Gene Ontology annotation, cellular component: Golgi apparatus; endoplasmic reticulum. The record is from RefSeq and is a predicted model, not a curated record. Gene Ontology annotation, biological process: peptidyl-L-cysteine S-palmitoylation; protein targeting to membrane. The coding region runs from base 1 to 1743 and encodes 580 amino acids.
AUGCGAUGGGGCCCCUGGGGAAGGGGACGCGGGGGUCGCGGAGCCGGCGCCCGGGCGCCGCGGCCGCUGAGGCGAGGAGGGUCUGACGCUCCUCGGCCGCCCCGGGGCGGAGAGGGCCCCGGCCGGGCCGGGCCGCGGGAGAAGAUGAACAUCUGCAACAAGCCCUCUAACAAGACAGCUCCAGAGAAGCCCGAAUGGACCGCAUCAGACAAGGGCAGUGGGCCACCUCCUGAACUCUGUGGCCAGCGUUCUCGGAGGAAUGGUUGGAGUUGGCCCCCACACCCAUUCCAGAUCGUUGCUUGGCUGCUGUACCUCUUCUUUGCUCUGAUCGGCUUUGGGAUCCUCGUUCCCCUCCUGCCUCACCCGUGGGUGCCUGCUGGCUACGCUUGUAUGGGAAUUGUCUUUAUCUGCCAUCUCGUCGUCCACCUGACUGCAGUCUCCAUCGAUCCAGCAGAUGCCAACGUGAGGGAUAAGAGCUAUGCAGGGCCCCUGCCCAUCUUCAACCGCAGUCAGCAUGCUCACGUCAUUGAAGAUCUGCACUGUAACCUCUGCGAUGUGGACGUGAGCUCCCGGUCGAAGCACUGCAGUGCCUGCAACAAGUGUGUGUGUGGUUUUGACCAUCACUGCAAAUGGCUCAACAACUGCGUGGGUGAGAGGAAUUACUGGCUCUUCCUGAACAGUGUGGUAUCAGCCCUUCUGGGGGUCCUUCUGUUGGUGCUCAUCGCCUUUUACAUCUUCGUGGAGUUCUUUAUCAAUCCCAUGCGGCUUCGGACCAACAAACACUUUGAAGUCCUGAAGAACCACACAGACGUAUGGUUCGUGUUUCUCCCAGCGGCCCCCGUGGAGACCCAGGCCCCUGCCAUCCUUGCCUUGGCUGCCCUCCUCAUCCUGCUGGGCCUUCUGUCUGUGGUGUUGUUGGGACAUCUCCUCUGCUUUCACAUUUAUCUCAUAUGGCACAAACUAACCACCUAUGAGUACAUCGUGCAGCAGCGGCCCCCAAAGGAGGUGAAGGAGACCCAAAAGGAACUGAAGAUGCAGCCCAUUCAGGAGGUGGAGUUCUAUGUUCGCAGCUUCAGUUACACCAAUUCAGAGCUCCAGGCAGAGGGCUUGGCAGUGGCACCUUCCAAAAGAGACCAUUCCACGCUCUUUGUCACCAGUGCUGAGCCUACGCUGCCCUCCUCCCCUGACACCCCAGUGCUGCCACCCAAGAUCCAGCCACAGAAGAGGAAGAAGAAGAGGAAAGCGUACAAGGUGCCGGCCUUGGUAGCCAGUGACAACUCUCAGGGCCGCCCCCCACCCCGACCCAGGUUGCCAGCCCCCUGCCCUGAGCUCCCUGAGGCUGGUGCCAUGAGUUCUUCAUCUCACUCCUCCAACUCCAGCCUUCACCUCCCUGUGCCAGUCUUCCUGGGCCCAGACGCUGCUGUCCAGGCGGCUGGUCCUCCAGCUGACUACCAUUCUGAGUCAGCGGAGUCCAUGGAGGAGAUCCCUGUGGCCCAGACUCGCCUGGGCAGUAGCACCCCAGCUGAGGGUGGCCGCCUACCCCCUUACAGUGGCCUGGGCCUUCCCCGGCAUCACCUCCCCCAAGCUCCUAGCCUGGGCAAGAGAUGCCCUCGGGGCAGGGAUUAUGAACAGGAGCUAGAACUUACGGCCAAAGUGCCCACUGUGUUUGUGAGCCAAAGCAGUGGGGAGCCACCUGGUUCCCCCAGAGAGCGGCAAUGUGCUGGUGCCAAUCUGGAGCACUGACCAGAGGUGAGCAUGACCUAGGUCCUUCCCUAUCGCCCAGCAUUGCUGCUGAUCUACCUGGCAGAGGUGGGUGCUGGUGGCGCCCUCCUGCCCCUGCCCCAUGUCUUUUCCUUCUUCCUUAAGUUGUGACUCCCCUUGGAGUCCAGCCUGAGCCUGACUGGCUGAAAUUAAACCUGAGGCAAAUUCAGUCGAGUGAGAGGUUGGGAUUGAGGUCAGAGCAGGAAAGAGGCUCAGUGGCAGUCUAGACUAAAGGGUAGUCCCAGCAAUGGGAUGAUUGUACCUGGAGGGAUGACCCUUCCUGCAAAGUUGUCCUUCCAAGGAUUGAGGUGGACAAGACCUGGCAGGCCUUGGAAGCAUUGAUACCACAGCAACAGGACCCUGGAGUUGUCAACCUCACUGAAGAAGGACUUUGAGGCAAGUUGGUGAAGAAGUGUGCCACUCCCCAGGAAGAAGAAUGUUUCCUGAUAUGGGUGCCAUGAGGCAGAGCCCCAGCUGUACCAUGCUAGUUAUGGCGAUGGGGCCAGCCACCUACCCAGCCUCCUGGCUCUCCCCUCUAAAUGGACUGUGGGCCGAGCCAAAGCUUGCCAUCAAAUGAUCUACGGGGGUAAUCUGAAUCCUAGGCCAAGUCUUGGGUCAAAGUGAUUCCCCAGUCCCACCGAGUGGGUAACUCUUUUCCCUGGACUGCACCGGGUAGCAGAGCCCUCCUCCAAAAGGAGUGAGUGGCCUCUUGUGGAAGGUGGGCGGGAGAGUCCUAGGACCCCUGGGCUCCAAGCUGAUGCCCCCGCCACAGUCAGGUACCUACCUAUCCCUCCUGUACCCCACCCCCAGUCUAUGCAACCCCUUCCCCCAGUGCCAAGAGCUGAGCCCCAGGGCCCUGAACUGUUCCACCUCCUAAAAAAGACUGCAGUGCCUGCUUGGGAACUGGCCAGUGGGGCAGCACCCAGGAAAGGAGGCAGAUCUGAGGAGCUGCUGCCUGGAAAGCCAGGCUUGCCAGCACCUUACAACAGCACAGAAUUCACUUUAGGGGAGUGCCCCAGGGGAUUGGGGGGUGGGUGAGCACUUGGGACUUCAACCCUCCUUUCCUCCCCUUUUCCUGGGGCUCUACCUCCCCCUUUAAUCAUGAGCAGCAGCAGCACCGUUCCUUCUGUGGAUUAAUCAUGAUUCACAAUAUAAAUUUUUUAUGUCUUUGCUAA